AUGGCAUUCAUUGAAAUUCAAAAUUAUUGCAUUACUUUCAACACCCAUGAACAAUUGGAUUUGUUUGUAAAUUUGUUGCUCACCAAAGAUCCAAUCUUUCCACGUACCAAUCCACAAACCUAUGAAUUACUAAAGGCGUUUGAUAGAGCUUUCUGGAUUAAGUACAAAUCAGCCCUCCUGUACAAACCAAAUAACUUUAAUCACAACCACCAACAUGACCCACAACUUGAAAUAUUAUCCUGGGCUCCUCUAAAUAUGCAAUCCAAGACAAUAGAAAUUGCAAGCAAUUUAAUGAUUUGGAAUGGAGAGAGAAAAAGAGUUCCGAUAAAUCAAAACCAACAAUUGGGAUGUCCUUUUGGUGAUCCAUUUUCCACAAUGUCCUUCAUUCACAUUGAAUAA
Molecule: messenger RNA, 399 nt
Organism: Naegleria gruberi
Lineage: Eukaryota; Heterolobosea; Eutetramitea; Acrasida; Naegleriidae
Exons: 1
Coding region: 1-399 (132 amino acids)
Source: RefSeq, a predicted model, not a curated record